ACAAACAGAGAAAGAUGAGCAUUUCAGAAAAUAUAUUCUUUGAGGAAUAUAAUGACCAUGAAACCCAAGGACCUAGGUCUAGAGCAGUGGUUCUCAGCUGGGGGCAAUUUUACCCCCCAGGGGACUUUGGGCAACUUCUGGAGACACUUUUGCUUUUCUAAUCUGGCCUUCCUCUACUUGCAAAUACUAUUUAAUCUUCCUAAUUUCUACCACAUUUUCCCCUCCCUUCUCCCUGUCCUUUUAGCCACCACUCACCAGUAAUCAGUCCCUCCCUGGCUUUUCCCCUCUUGGUUCCUCUGUCUCCUUUGUCAUGGUUAGGUGGCCACAGCAAGGCAAAGAGGACGUCCAGAUUGUUCCUAUCCUUUAUAGGGUUUUAGUAUUGAUCAUGGAAAGACUUGCUGGCUCUGGGGCCUUCUUUGCCUUGGCGGUGACCCAGUGUGGCAGAAUGCAAUGUUCUGGUUUGGGGUCUCAAGCUAAGGGCUGGUGAGGAAGGCUGCAGAAGUAUAAAUCUUCAAAGUGAAUAUGUCCCAAAGGGGCUGGAGAGUUGCACCAACCUUUAGGGUCUUGAUUUCCCUCAGUGGUUCCUACAUUUCAUGUAACUGUUUUCUAUAAUUUUUUUUGCACUUUUAAAAGACUUUUUAUAUAAAUGAAUUUAUAGGUUAAUCAAAAAUUUUUGUCAUAACAUAUAUCCCAACUUUUGGUUCAGAAAAUGUGGCCCCCAUGCCCACUGGGAAAUGUUGGGAUCUCCAUGAAAGAGGUGGCUGGAUGAAAAAGCUCAUGGCUUGAAGGUGGGAAAGAAAAAAAAAAAAGAAAAGAAAAGAAAGUGGAAAACAAAUUAACUUGUUACAGGAUGGCAUCAUGGUUUCCUGGCAUGGUGUUGAGUCUAGAAAUCAGUUGUGCACAAGGUGUGCCUCAGUGCUCACUAGAUAUGCAGGAGAACCUGGUCGUGGUGGUUGUGAACUGCUUCACUGCUUCAGAAUGUCUUUCUUCUGUUUCUCUCCAGCAACAGUUGGGCAAGAAUAUCAAGUUUGGGCAGCGGCCACUCAAUGCCAUUCCCAUGAAGAAGGCGAACAGUGGAGAGGCUAGCUUAGAAGAGGAUCUGUUCCUGACCAGUCCCAUGGAAAUUGUGACUCAGCAGGACAUCAUCCUCUCAGACGCAGAGAACAAGCCCAGUGAUACGCCAAGUUCUCUAAGUCCUCUGAAUCUCCCUGGAGCUGGAAGUGAGAUGGAAGAGAAGGUUGCUCCUGUUAAACCGUCUCGGCCAAAAAGGCACUUCUCUUCUGCUGGCACCAUCGAAAGUGUCAACUUAGAUGCCAUCCCCCUGGCCAUCGCUCGCCUGGACAACAGUGCCGCCAAGCACAAGCUGGCUGUUAAGCCAAAAAAACAGAGGGUGUCAAAGAAGCACAGGCGCCUUGCCCAGGAUCCACAACAUGAGCAAGGCGGCCUUAAGAGUCGACCCUCCCUGGACCAGAACGGACACCCAGGCGAGGACAAGCCAACAUGGCACGAAGAGGAACCCAAUCCGCCGGAUUCCGAGGAAGAGAGAAGACGCCAAGAAGACUACUGGCGAGAAUUGGAGGCCAAGUGCAAGCGGCAAAAGGCGGAAGCAGCCGAGAAGAGACGCCUAGAGGAGCAGAGGCUGCAGGCGCUGGAGAGGAGGCUUUGGGAAGAGAACAGAAGGCAGGAGCUCUUGGAGGAGGAGGGCGAGGGGCAGGAGCCGCCUCUAGAGAAGGAAAGGGCGCCGCGGGAAGAGCAGCGGCGGAGCCUGGAAGCGCCAGGUUGGGAGGACGCCGAGCGGAGGGAGCGUGAGGAGCGCAAGCGCCUGGAGGCCGAGGAGGAGCUCAGGCGUCUGCAGGCCCAGGCCCAGGCGGAAGAGAGGCGGCGGCUGGAGGAGGACGCCAGGCUGGAGGAGGACGCCAGGCUAGAGGAGCGGAGGCGGCAGGAGGAGGAAGAAGGAAGAUGCGCGGAGGAGCUCAAAAGGCAGGAGGAGGAGGAGGCUGAAGGAUGGGAAGAGCUGGAACAGCAGGAGGAGGCGGAGGUGCAGGGGCCGCCCCAGGCUUUGGAGGAGAUUGGGGAGGGCCGGCGGGGCGCGGAGGAGGAGGAUCUGGGGGAAGAGGAGGAGGAUCUGGGGGAAGAGGCGGAGGAUCUGGGGGAAGAGGAGGAGGAGGGCCAGGCGCAUCUGGAGGACAGGAGGGGCCAGCUCAGUGAGCUUCUGAACGACUUUGAGGAGAGGCCGGAAGACCAGGAACACCUGCAACCGGAAGGACAAAGAGAACACUCCGAGGAGCCAAGCAUUGGCGAGGAGCAGAACCCAGAGGCCGAGCGGCGAAGAGAGCAGCAGGGAAGGAGCGGGGAUUUCCAGGGGGCUGAUCGUCCUGGGCCCGAGGAAAAGAGAGAAGAAGGGGACACGGAGCCUCUCCGGAAACAAGAGGGGCCCGUGGAAGCCGCGCAGCCUCCGGUGGAGAGGAAAGAAGCCGCCGCCCUUGAACAAGGCCGCAAGGUGGAGGAGCUGCGGUGGCAGGAGGUGGACGAGAGGCAGACCAUGCCCCGGCCCUACACGUUCCAGGUGUCCUCCGGGGGGAAGCAGAUUCUCUUUCCCAAAGUCAACCUGAGCCCUGUGACACCCGCAAAGGACACGGGGCUCACCGUUGCCUCCCAGGAACCAAAGGCCCCCAAAGCCAGCCCAGUCCAGCACGCCCUACCGUCGUCCCUGAGCGUUCCCCACACCGCCAUUCUGGUCACGGGCGCGCAGCUCUGUGGCCCGGCCGUCAACCUGAGCCAGAUCAAGGACACCGCGUGCAAGUCCCUCCUGGGCUUGGAGGAGAAGAAGCACGCGGACGCCCCAGCUGGGGAGAACCCUCCCCGAGGCCCCGGCGACGCGCGGGCGGGCAGCGGGAAGGCUAAGCCCCCCCAGGAGUCUCCCAGCAGCGCGUCCGCACUCGCAGAAUGGGCUUCCAUUCGGUCCAGAAUCCUGAAGAACGCUGAGAGUGACCCGCGCAGCAGCGAGAGGGACCAGUCGAAGCCCGGUGAUGAGUCCACUCCCAGGGGCCGGUGUGAUUCCCGCGGGAACCUCCGGAAGACUCCGCCAGUCAAUGCAAAGUUUUCUAUUAUGCCUGCCUGGCAGAAAUUUUCCGAUGGUGGCACGGAGACCUCCAAACAGAACACGGAAGCUGAAAGCAUACGAAAAAGACCCAUGCUGGGACCCAGCGAAGAUACAGCCCCCCAGCCUCCUCCUGCUGGUGUUCGCGAGCUCGGUAAGGGUCCGGAGAAGUCGGAGAUGCACCGGGAGCCCGCAGACACCACCGAGGGAUGCAAAUUUGCCAAAGACCUCCCGUCUUUCCUUGUCCCAAGCCUUCCUUACCCUCCGCAGAAAGUGGUGGCCCACGCAGAGUUCACGACCUCGUCGGACAGCGAGACUGCAAAAGGGAUAGCAAAGCCAGACCCUGUGAUGCCAGGUGGGGAGGAAAAAACUUCACCGUUUGGAAUAAAAUUGAGAAGGACCAACUAUUUGCGCUUCAACUGCGACCAACAGGCAGAACAGAAGAAGAAGAAGAGGCACAGCAGCACCGGAGACAGCGCGGAUGCAGGGCCGCCUGCAGCGGGGAGCGCUCGUGGAGAGAAAGAGAUGGAGGGUGUGGCCCUCAAGCAUGGUCCAUCCCUCCCCCAAGAGCGGAAGCAAGCCCCUUCCACCCGGAGGGACUCCGCUGAACCUGCCAGCAGCCAGACCCCGGCUCCGGAGCACGACAAGGCCGCAAACAAAAUGCCACUGGCACAGAAGCCAGCACUGGCUCCCAAGCCCACCAGUCAGACCCCACCAGCAUCCCCACUUUCCAAACUGAGCAGGCCCUACUUGGUAGAGCUGCUGUCUCGUCGAGCGGGGAGGCCGGACCCAGAGCCAAGUGAGCCGUCCAAGGAGGGCCAAGAGAGCAGUGACCGCCGGCCACCCUCGCCCCCAGGCCCCGAGGAAAGGAAGGGACAGAAGAGGGACGAGGAGGAAGAGGCGACAGAGAGGAAACCUGCUUCCCCACCUCUGCCUGCCGCUCAGCAAGAGAAACCUUCUCAAACACCCGAGGCCGGGAGGAAAGAGAAGCUGAUGCUUCAGAGCAGGCACUCCUUAGAUGGCUCCAAACUUACAGAGAAAGUGGAAACUGCUCAGCCGCUGUGGAUAACGUUAGCACUGCAAAAGCAAAAGGGGUUUCGGGAGCAGCAGGCUACGCGGGAGGAGAGGAAGCAAGCCAGAGAGACCAAACAGGCAGAAAAGCUCUUCAAAGAAAAUGUCAGUGUCAGCCUGCAGCCUGGAAGCAGCAGUGUCAGCAGAGCAGGUUCCCUGCACAAGUCCACCGCUCUGCCAGAAGAGAAGAGGCCCGAGACUGCAGUGUCCAGGCUUGAGCGCAGAGAACAGCUGAAAAAGGCCAACACUCUUCCUACGUCUGUGACAGUGGAGAUCUCCGACUCAGCUCCCCCAGCACCGCUGGUAAAAGAAGUCACCAAGAGGUUUUCCACCCCGGAUGCUGCCCCCGUGUCAACAGAACCAGCCUGGCUGGCUUUGGCCAAAAGGAAAGCAAAGGCUUGGAGCGACUGUCCACAGAUUAUUAAGUAAAGAGUGACUCUCACCCAUCCCUACUGCCAUUUAUUGGCUUCCUCUCUUGCCCUUUUUAUUUAUUUAUUUUUUAUAUGGGGUAAAGAAAUCAAGCUAGGGAAAAGAAGCAUGUUUUAUAGGCUCCAAAAUAAUGUUUAGAAACUGAACUGGUGGUGUUCAUUGUAAAGACUGGAUUUGCACAACCCUAGGUCCUGGUGCCUUGAGCUCCUCCUAGUUCUCAAGAGAAAAUUCCGUCCACAGGACCACAUGAAGCAAAAUCUCUAAGCUAAGAACUCCUCAUGAGAGCCUGCCAUGCCCAUUCCAUGGCCUUGCACACACACACACCCCCACACACCAUUCAGAACAUGUACUUUUGCCAACCUUUUGUAAUGGUUUUUUGAUUCUAUGCACUAAUUUUCUUUGUCCAAAACAUUUACUCUACCAUAUGUUUGGGAAUGUUUAUCCUUUCUACAGUAAUGGUGAAAGGAUCAUAUCUAGCUAAAAGCAAGAACGCCCAUUCUCCUGAAUGCGGUGAGUAAUUGGGAAUCACAAGGAACAUUCUGGCUCCCAACUGAGCCCAUGUUAGUUUUCAUGAGUUUUCCCCACUCUCAAGCUGUAACCCAGAAGGCACAUCCAUUCACAUUUUUUUUUUUUACCGCACUGUGGAUUCGUAGUGUGAGGCCCCGUUAUUCCAAUACCCUCCUUAAAGAUAGGCGAAGCAUUUGGCCCAGUUGGCUCCCAGCGAACAUUUUAAUUUAAUGUAGUGAAGAAAGACAAUUCUAGAUCAGAGCUACAAGUUCACUUUCUGUCUCUGAGAAUCUCCAUCUAGGGCAGUAGUUCUUAUGAUGUGUAGGCUCCCUCCUAGGGCCUACUCAAUCAGAGCCUGUGGGGACUGGGCCAGGAAUAUGUAUUCUGGCAAAAAUUCUUCAGGUCAGUUCUGACAGAUCCCAAAGGUUAAGAACUGUGAGAAACACUGAUCCUAAUGUAAUCUAGUUUUUCAGACUUCGAAGGGGAGGCUCAUGCACUCAAAAAGCAACAGUGAGAUAGGAAAAAUAAUAAAACAACCCCCUAAGCCAGCCAUUUGUUACAAGAAAUAACAGGUUAUUGACAUUACAUGUUUGAAAUUCCCUUUAGUCUUUAGGGAAAAUUAACAGGAAGCCAAGAUUUGGAGCCUUUGUAAUAAGGACUUCCUGCAGAAAGUCUUUUCUUUACUAUAACUGAGUAAUUCAUAUUUAGAGUCAAAUGUCCAGUAACAUUUCUAAUUUUGAGCAUUCACCUUGCUACCUUUAAAAAACAUCUGAGUUUUAAGUGGCCUUUUUAUCAUCAUCAUACACAUGUGCAUACAAAGAAGGAACUUGGCAGUUUAAAAUUCACAUAUAUUCACUCUUAUUUCCCUAAAUUUACUUUACAUGAAACAUACAUAGACAUACUGGCAAACUCACAUAUUGCUGGUGCUAACCUCAUAUUUCAUAGUGUUGGCAUAUUCCCCUUUUCUUAGAUUCUUACUCCAAAAUAUAGGUACACGUCCUUUGCUCUGUGCAGAGGGAAUUACAUCCUUUUUCCUCUCCUACAAAAACAUGCUUUAUUAAGAAGUAUCCAUCAUUACUUUCCUUUAUGCUCACUCAAUAUGCAAUGUGCUGUUAUUCUACCGUGUACCUUAAAUAAAGGAUGAUGGCAAAGUUA
This is a messenger RNA of Nomascus leucogenys (northern white-cheeked gibbon), 6262 nucleotides long. It is a transcript of the gene CRACD, whose product is annotated as capping protein inhibiting regulator of actin dynamics. Lineage: Eukaryota; Metazoa; Chordata; Mammalia; Primates; Hylobatidae. Bases 851 to 4600 code for a protein of 1249 amino acids. Gene Ontology annotation, biological process: maintenance of gastrointestinal epithelium; negative regulation of barbed-end actin filament capping. The transcript has 7 exons. The record is from RefSeq and is a predicted model, not a curated record.